This is a messenger RNA of Trichomycterus rosablanca, 2472 nucleotides long. RefSeq names its product alkylglycerol monooxygenase (gene agmo). Gene Ontology annotation, molecular function: iron ion binding; glyceryl-ether monooxygenase activity. The transcript is spliced from 13 exons. Gene Ontology annotation, biological process: lipid biosynthetic process. Gene Ontology annotation, cellular component: endoplasmic reticulum. The coding region runs from base 1 to 1338 and encodes 445 amino acids. NCBI's taxonomy places the organism in Eukaryota, Metazoa, Chordata, Actinopteri, Siluriformes, Trichomycteridae. The record is from RefSeq and is a predicted model, not a curated record.
AUGGCGCGGGUGGAGGACAACUCGAUUACCUUCUCUCAGGGAACUCGAAUGCUCUUCUACCUCAUGUCCCCCAACGAAACUUCAUAUGCAGAUAUAGAACAAGUACCAAACUUUGUGGAACAGGCAACACCUUUCUUUAUUGGAAUGGUCUUGUUGGAGAUGCUGGUGGGUUGGUUAAAGACUGGAAGCCUUGUCAUUAAAGUCAAUGAUGGGACCACGUCUCUGUCAGCAGGAAUGUUGUCCCGACUUCCUCAGCUCUUUGUGAGAGGUUUGGAGGUGUCCUGCUACAUCUACGUUUGGAACAAUUUCCGCAUAUUAGAGCUACCCUGGGACUCAGCUUGGACCUGGUGGGUAGCAUUUCUUGGCGUGGACUUUGGAUACUACUGGGUUCAUAGAUGCAGCCAUGAGUUAAAUAUCCUGUGGGCCGCUCAUCAGGUUCAUCACAGCUCUGAGUACUACAACCUGACCACAGCUCUACGACAGUCUGUAACACAACAGUUCUCCUCAUGGAUUUUUUACCUUCCCAUGGCGUUAAUAGUUCCACCUUCAGUCUUUGCAGUCCACAUUCAGUUUAAUCUGCUCUACCAGUUUUGGAUUCACACUGAGAUUGUCAGAGAUCUUGGACCUCUUGAGUGGAUUCUGAACACUCCCAGCCACCACAGAGUUCAUCAUGGCCGAAACCUCUACUGCAUUGAUAAGAAUUAUGGAGGAACCCUGAUUAUUUGGGACCGGAUGUUAGGAACCUUUGCUCCAGAAAGUGAUAAAGUUAUUUAUGGACUUACGCACCCCAUCAACACUUUUGAUAUUUUGUAUGUUCAGUUCUGCAACUACCUUUAUCUGGUAGGGCAAUUCUUCAAUGCUGAAUCUGUUGCACACAAGCUGGCUGUCAUUUUUAACGGACCAGGAUGGGCACCAGGCAAACCGAGACUAGGAGAUCCUGAAGACCUGCCCAAGAUCACUGGAGACGAGGUGCCACACAGCCCGAAAUGGCCUGCAGCACUGCAGGCUUAUGUGCAAGUGCAUUUCCUUCUCGUGCUGGGCGUUUACAACAACUUAUUUGCAACACAAUAUAUGCUCUCUCAAACACACGUGCUGCUUAAUACUGGAUACAUCUUAUUCACACUCACCUCUCUCGGUUACAUUAUGGACCAAAGGCCAAAUGCUGCUGUGUGGGAGAUGGUACGAUGCCUCCUUAUGUUAGCUCUUCACUGGUUUGGAUAUGUCAGUCCAGUGGUGUCUCAACUGGCUCUUGCAACAGAGGUACUUGCCUCUCUCUCUGCAAUCUACUGGGGUGCACAGUGUUUCAGCAAGCUGAUAGCCAAGAAGAAGCACCAGUGAAUGAAGUGGACCAACACAAACCUCAUGUUUAUGUGCAGUUAUGGUCUUUAAUUAGACCAUAAACUCAUAAAUACGAUGUGUAAUCACUGCUAACGGAAACUGUUCUUUGCUAAAUGUUGUGAACCAUUAAUUUAAUAAUGCACAAACAUUUAAAAGUAAAAAUCUAACUUGUUCCCUAAAUAAGUAUUAACCUUAACUGAGAACGACAUCUACUUCUGGAAAAUGUAUAGCAAUAGAAAUCCUCAAAUGCUUUUUAGGUAUGGUAUUUAUAAUAACUGUAUGAUGAUAUCAAAAGAAAAGAACUAAAAAGAUAAAACAUUAAAAGAUUACAAAAAAGGAAACAUUAAAACAGUAAAUUAAAAGAAAAAUAAUUAUGAUUGGAGGUGCUAUUACUUAAUGGGAACAAAACUGCAUUGAUCCAAAAUACAAUAAUAAUAUAAUCAUAAUAAAAUUAAUAUAAAAAUAAUAUAAUUUCUUAUUUCAUUUUCAUGUUUCACUACUGCUUUGUACUGGUCAGGGUCACAGUGGCAUUGGUUUGCCCACAAUCACUGGGCCACAAUCACUGGGCACAAUACCUUGGGCCAAUAAAAUGGGUUUUUUAGCAAGCACUUAGAUGGUCAGAUGUCUACAUACUUUUGGCACAUUGUAUAUUUAACUUAUAGUCUUACUCAUAUUUAACCAUUAUCAUUAGGUACUACAAACGUAUGUAGCAUGUUUUACUACCUUACAUUCUAAUUUCAACAGAAAAUAUUUUAGAUAUUAAGUUAGAUAUUUUGCAGCCAUUGUUUACUUAUAAAUAAAAUAAAAUGUUUCUUUAAAUAGGUGUAAACAAGAGAACAUAACAUUCCAUCAUAGAACAUUUACAAAUUGUAUUCUGUGAUUCUGCAAGUCCUGUAAUGUUUUCUUCUUUCUGUAAGUAGGAAUAUGUAACAUCUUGGUACAUUUCUGGUGUAUGCCUGCAAAAACUGAAAUUCUGCAUUAUACAGCUAAAUAAUAGCAUACAUAAUGGCUUACAUACUUUUUUCUAUCAUAAGUUUAAUAUUGAGUUUUAGCCCAAGUCUACUCUGUUUACUCUGUAAAGUUUACAAUGACACUUGUUAAAUACAAUUUUGAAAAUAAAUUGUUAAACUUGAA